AUGAAGAACAAAAACAGCACCUUGACUACUCCGCAUAGGGUCGGCUUCGGGGGCUUGCAUCGCUGUGCCGGCACCGAUGGGGAGGAAGGCAACAAUGGAGACCCAGAGGUGGAUGGCCAUGCGAUGGAUGAUGUCUACUACACGGAGGGAGAGGCAGUGGAGGACGUCGGAGACAGCCAUGGGGUGGAUGCCGGUGGAGAUGAGGGAGGGGGAAUGGUGGAGGAGGGAGCUGACGAGGACAAUGAUGGCGGUGGUGUCGGGGGUAGGGAAAGGAAGCGGGGGGGUGAUGUGAACAUAGGGGGUGGCGGGUCGGCAGUAGGGGCGGGGAAAGGAAAUGGGGGGGCAGAGUCCGAAGGUCGAGGGGGUGUAGUCGGUGAACGGGGAUGUUGGCCGCGGUGGGAAUGGGGCCAAGGGGAAGAUGAGAGAGGAGAAGGGGGAUGA
Elaeis guineensis (African oil palm) is the source of this 441-nucleotide messenger RNA. NCBI's taxonomy places the organism in Eukaryota, Viridiplantae, Streptophyta, Magnoliopsida, Arecales, Arecaceae. The record is from RefSeq and is a predicted model, not a curated record.